AUGCUCACCAGCCCGAAGCGAUGCAUUAUUGAUAUUUUCGCUCCUAUCUCUUUAAAUGGGAUUGGUCUGUUUUGUGUGCGUGUGCAUGUGAGAGAGAAAGAGACAACUAGUGGGAGGCAAGCUUUGUGUGGCGAAACAGAAUGAACGGGCAUUAGAUGCUGUUAUUUUGAGCGAGGUCAUUUAUUCGCUCGCUUAUUGUCGCUUUCUAGGCACAUAUGAAGUGAUAACGUCCGGCUGUGGCAUCGGGGGAGGUUUACACCUCUUGUGGCAACAUCAUCACCUCCGCAAGGAAAUAACGGGCAGGGCUGCUGGUAUAUUUAUUUAUUUUUACCUCAUGCGUCCUGCAACGUUGUGGGAAACGCGAUCGAGCCACGCAGAGAUGUUUCACUGAUCAUGGAUUAAUGGUGAGCUGCAUACGAAAGAAAGGCUUCCAAUGCUGAAUAUGUCCACUCCCAGCGACCUCAAGUCUCCCUGUGUGACACGGAACGGAAUGGUCAAGCUACCCCCUCAGCCCAACGGCCUCGGUUCGGCCAGCAUCACCAAAGGCACUCCGGCUGCCAAGAACCGCCUGUGCCAGUCCUCCUCUGUGCCCACCAUCUUGCCUCCCCCCAGCCUCCCCUAUCACCUGGAACCCCUGCCCACAGCGGCCUCGCUGCUGGGUCCCGAUCUGGACACAAGCCCUGUGACUGCCAUCAAACCUCCCCUAAGGCAAUUUUCCAAACCUCUGCUGGAGAGGCAAAUGGUGUUGGAUGAGAAGGUGCUGAACCGGCUCUUAUGGUACUUUACCACGACUGAAAAGUGCAUUUUAGCACAGGUGUGCAAGACGUGGAGGAAGGUGCUCUACCAGCCCAAGUUCUGGGAAGGUGUGACGCCCAUCCUGCAUGCCAAGGAACUCUACACAAUCCUGCCCAAUGGAGAGAAGGAGUUUGUUAGCCUCCAGGCUUUUGCUCUUAGAGGCUUCCAGGCGUUCUGUCUGGUUGGUGUCUCUGAUUUGGACAUUUGCGAAUUCAUCGACAACUAUCCUCUGUCGAAGAAGGGAGUCAAGUCUGUCAGUCUUAAGAGGUCGACUAUAACAGAUGCAGGACUUGAGGUGAUGCUGGAGCAAAUGCAAGGCCUGAUGCACCUCGAACUAUCCGGCUGCAAUGACUUCACAGAAGCGGGCCUGUGGUCCAGCCUAAACGCCCGACUGACCUCUCUCAGCGUAAGCGACUGCAUCAACGUGGCCGACGACGCCAUCGCUGCCAUUUCCCAGCUACUUCCCAACCUGUCGGAGCUCAGCCUGCAGGCCUACCACGUCACCGACACGGCCAUGGCCUACUUCACCGCCAAGCAGGGCUACACCACCCACACGUUGCGCCUGAACUCCUGCUGGGAGAUCACCAACCACGGCGUGGUCAACAUGGUGCACAGCCUGCCCAACCUCACCUCCCUCAGCCUGUCGGGCUGCUCGAAGAUCACAGAUGACGGUGUGGAACUGGUUGCUGAGAACCUGAGGAAGCUCAGGAGCCUGGAUCUGUCCUGGUGCCCGCGCAUCACCGACAUGGCCAUGGAGUAUAUCGCAUGUGACCUGCACAAGCUGGAGGAGCUGGUUCUGGAUCGGUGUGUAAGGAUCACAGACACAGGCCUGGGUUACUUAUCCACCAUGUCCACUUUGAGAAGUCUUUAUCUGCGCUGGUGCUGUCAGGUGCAGGACUUUGGGUUACAGCAUCUAUAUGGCAUGAGGAGUCUUCGCCUUCUUUCUCUAGCAGGCUGCCCUCUGCUGACCACUACUGGCCUAUCAGGCCUGAUUCAACUCCAGGAGUUGGAGGAGCUGGAACUGACCAACUGCCCUGGCGCCACAGCCGAACUCUUCAAAUACUACUCCCAGCAUCUGCCGCGCUGCAUGGUCAUCGAGUAGAGCGGGCGCCGGCACCCUCCACAUCACCAAAACUUCCUCCUUACAGACUGAUGAUAAACCCAACUUCAUCCUGAACCCACGGGAGAACCGAGAAAUUGAAAGGGAAUUUUUCCGGAGGGGUGAAAAGAGAUCACUGACUUGGAAGGGCAAGAGAGGUUGAAACGGGCCUCGACUGAUGAGCGAGAACGAAAAUGUACAAAUCGUCAGAGGCUUGAUCUUUCAUUUAACAACAUGAGCCCCCCCACACAUACAUGAAACAUGUUCCUCCAGUGAACUCAGAGACUGGCUUUCCUGUCUCAUCUUUUAUCUCGAAGUGAAGAAGGUCUGUGAUGCCUCAUAUCUGAGAAGAGGUAGAGAGAGAGAGAGGGCAACCAAAAACUAAAAGGGAAGGUAUGAGUUAGAGGAGCCACCGCAGGGUCUUUACGCUUUGUCUCGCGGUUUCUCGCUUCCACGCGUGGUGCUGCCUCUUCAUCUCUGUGUCUUAUUAAAGGAAAAUUUUAAGAACUUUAGAGAUGAACAGCUAUGUAGAUUUCACAUCAAUACUACUCGCUUAUGUCAUGCCGUUGUCUUUUUCUUUAAAUCUUAUUUUUUUAAGUAUUAUUUUUGAUGAUGACUGUGAAACGGUACGCGACGGACACUUUCAAUAAGAUGGGAAUCCAGGUACGGACUCGAGAGGUACGAUUUCGAGAGGAACCAGCAUAGUCCGAAGGUUAUUUUUAGUCCCAGCAGAAUGCUCUUUUCCAGGUAUUUUGAGUCCAGCUGGAAAGAACGCAGCUUCGACAUUUUUCCUGUGGGACUGUGGUUUGUACGUUAGAUAGCUUUUUAAUUCAUCCGUUUUGUUUUAAUUCCAUUUUGAUGUCAGUAUAUAUUAGUGGUUUACGUGCGGGUUUCAAUAUUAAUCCGGAUUCAAAUGAAGAUGAGAUCUCCGAGUGAUCCCAUAAUGCAUUGGGCUCGCAUGACGGCUCUUCACAGACUGAAACUGCACAUGGAUGCUUGCUUGUCACCGGGCCGAAUCAUUACAAAAGCGACAGCAUGGCAGUUCUAUUACAGUACGGGCACACCGUCACUUUUAGCCCAAAGUAAAUGAGUGCGUUUGCUUUUAAAUACACGAGAUGAAUACAGUUUACAGCCAUUCGUGGUGAAUACAGACGCAGGCCGGUGCAAACAUCCCACAAAAGCUUAUGACAAUAGACUCAUCUAGUUGUUUUGUUUGUAGAAUGCUUUCCCAUAAAGCAAUAUCCAAACGUCAUUUUUUUUUACGCAGGGAAAUGUACAGAAACUAGCCGUUUAUUCCAACCGUGACCUCUACGCACUCACCCCAUCUCAAACCCUGCGUUUGUCCUCUCAGGAGUUUAUCAUGCUGCUCACUUCAUCUGGGUCUGUUGCGCUGUCGAGCUUUAGGUAAAUACUGUCCACCAAGUCUCAGAUUAUGGCCAACUUGAAUGACGACAUCCUUAACAUUUUUAAUACUAAGCAAAUUAUUGUGGGCAUUAAUGGAAAGGUAUGGUCGUAUAUGUGCUAUUUUUGUUUUUCGGGAAAUUGUACAGAAGUGAAUUCUUCAGAUCAAUGACUAAUGGGGUCAAACAUACAGCUAAUCUCUCUCCAAAAGGCGCGGCCACUUAAUAAAAGUCACUUUCCCUCUGGCACAGAUGAGAUCAGAAGAAUUCCAACAUCUCCGUUUUCAAAGUGGACACUAUCCCACCCCACCCUAAGUCCUGUAGGCUUUAAAGAUAAGAGACUAUAUCUGCUACACUUACACAGCUGAUCUUUCUUCGUGUAUAUAGUGGCCUCUUUAAUGAACGGUUGGCAGCGUAAACGGCCCCUUAUCCGGAAAAGACCCCGGGUGGUGAUCUCGCCACCUUGUGUGAAUUUAUCUUUUGAAUCAUUGUGUAUUUACGUUUACUUUUCAUUGGUAGCGGGUUAAUUUAUUGACAUAAUUGCACAUAUUUAUUUAUUUAUUUAUUCAACUUAUAAUAAUUGUUUGUUUAGAGGUAGGGGAGAUGUUUUUUGAAGGAAGCAGAGGGCGCAGUUGAUUUGUGAAUGAAAGCCAGGUUUGUUUUGUUGAUGAAUCGUGUCCAAGCAGCUUAUUUUUGGUGAUGGGCGAGUUGACCCAUCUCAAACCCUGCUGGCUCUCUUCCCCUCGUGAUUUGUUUCUAAAUAUUUUUAUUUUUGUUGUAAAAUGGCCGUCUGUUGAGAGACAAUGUCAUCAAGUGAUUUGGGAUUGGAUGUUGAAUAUUCUACACCAGUUCACAUGCCUGAGCUCACUCAACCCUGCGUUCGGUUGCUCCAACGUUAUUACUUGCGGAAAACAUGCAGUAUUUACAGUCAACGGGUUGUCUUGCAAAGAAAAGAACAGCUUUUAAGAUCCCCAUCAAAGAGCUUUUCAUCCUUUAUGUAUCCAUUGAUAACAAACCAGAACCAUUUGAGAUGAAAUACAGAGUGAAUAAUUAUUAAUAUAUCACAUAGUGUUUGAGGACAUAUAUGAGGAUAUUGUAUUAAUCUUGUAUAAAAAUCAUUUUUCAUUUCAAA
Messenger RNA from Triplophysa rosa, 4426 nucleotides. It is a transcript of the gene fbxl16, whose product is annotated as F-box and leucine-rich repeat protein 16. The transcript is spliced from 6 exons. Gene Ontology annotation, molecular function: protein binding. The record is from RefSeq and is a predicted model, not a curated record. Lineage: Eukaryota; Metazoa; Chordata; Actinopteri; Cypriniformes; Nemacheilidae. Gene Ontology annotation, biological process: SCF-dependent proteasomal ubiquitin-dependent protein catabolic process. Gene Ontology annotation, cellular component: SCF ubiquitin ligase complex. The coding region runs from base 434 to 1897 and encodes 487 amino acids.